This is a messenger RNA of Brassica napus (rape), 1368 nucleotides long. RefSeq lists its product as uncharacterized. The record is from RefSeq and is a predicted model, not a curated record. The coding region runs from base 79 to 1098 and encodes 339 amino acids. The transcript has a single exon. Lineage: Eukaryota; Viridiplantae; Streptophyta; Magnoliopsida; Brassicales; Brassicaceae.
UAUUCAUCGUUCAUUUUCGAAAGCAAACCCUAAUUCAACUUUCUCCGAUCGCUGCGAUCAUCUAUUGCACCGGCGGUUAUGGCUUUGAACAAUCAACGAAGAGCGACGAGACAUCUCGCUUUGGGUCUGGCCGAUCCUCAGAUCAUCGUUCCAGAAACUGCCUACGCCGAAGCCCAACAAAACAACCGUCGAAGCUUGAUUGGUCGAGUUCUCUCCCCCAGAAGAGUGGAUCUCCACGGGUUGCUGGACAGGCUCCCUCUGGACUGGCACGCCGAUAAAUCUCGAUUGCGCGGCCGCAUCAUCGGGGGCGGGAAGUUCCAGUUCCUGUUCGAGACGGAGCGCGAUCUGGAGAUGGUUCUCUGGUCCGGUCCUUACACGUACGACGGAUGGCUCGUCGUGUUGCAGCGUUGGGAGGACGAACCAGGUCCUGAUUUUCUGAAAUCGAUCCCGAUGUGGGUGAAGAUUCGAGGGAUCCCGAUUCGGUAUCUGUCUGAAGGAACGAUUCGUGAGAUUGUUAAGGGUAUGGGUGAGGUAAUGGAGGUUGAAUUAGAUGAUAAGACUUUUGAUGUGCGUUUCGUGCGUGUUCGUGUGGAUGUUUCGGUGGAGACAAGACUGUGUUUCAAGAAAGUGGUUAGGUUUGAAUCCGGAGAGGUUAAGGUUGUGAGUUUGAGUUAUGAGGACAUUGCGUGUAAUACAGCGCGGUUCAGGUUCUGUCGUAACUGUGGGGAUUUGAAGCAUCUUAAAAAGUCUUGUACACGCAAUUGGGUUGAUGUUCCUGACCCUAAUGAGCGUGCUCUUUCCCCACCGCCUCCUGAUGCUAGUUUUGAUGGCUCUGCUGAGAACAAUGGUGAAAGGGGAACUUCUUCGGGUACUUUGGAGGGGGAGCUCGAACCAGCGGGUGAAGAUGGUGAGUACCAGCAGACGCAAGGUCUUGAUGGGGUUGAUGGAGGUGACGGUAAGCAGGUGCAGUCUGAAAUGGUUGGAACUUCAGCAGAAGGGUCUAAAAGGAAGUUUGAAGCAGUGGAGGAUGAUGAUGGUGUUCUGGAAAAGAAGAUUCGAGGAAGCUCUAACGAAACAGAACCACUUGGAGAAGAAUGAUCUCAUGAAGGUUACAACUGUCAGGGAUCUAGGUUCGUAGACAUUUUCUUGACAGUUUUCAAUCUCUUUUUGGUGAUCAAAAAGGCUUAGUGUUUUGUUUUCGGUAGAAGCAAGUAGAAUAGAACAGUAUGUACAUAGUGGUACCAUUUAAUAUGGGAAAUGCUCGGGGUAAUCGGUGUGGUGUAUGUCGGAUUGUCCAGAUAGUGUUUGUUUCAUUAUGGUCUCGUCUUUUGCUGGUUAUAUGAAAAAGACUCGUUAUGACUUAGGUUA